Messenger RNA from Fusarium sp. VM40, 984 nucleotides. NCBI's taxonomy places the organism in Eukaryota, Fungi, Ascomycota, Sordariomycetes, Hypocreales, Nectriaceae. The record is from the annotation of a GenBank genome assembly.
AUGCCCAACGCGCCUCCCACCCCCGAGACAGCUCGCUUCCUGGAGGUCAAUGACAAUUGUUGGAUCAUCGACCAUCUCAUGGUAACCCGCCAUCAACACAAGCGGAUCCAGCCUUGCUGGCCAGAUGGUGAGGGGGGCUUCUUCUCAAUCGACGACGCCCCUACUCUUACACCGCCCACUCGGCCACCUUCGCAUGUCUGUCCCAUCAGUGAUGCUGGCAAUCAAUUUCCUGGCAGUCUUACCUGGAAAAUCGGUCUCGCCCACCUCCGUAUCGAUUUCAACAAUUUAGGAACGUCAGAGCAUGUCACUUUGGAGACCCUGGCGAAGAGGUCUCUCGGCUUUCAAAUCCCCCAGGUUUACUACCACAAACACCUUGGGAACUCAUAUUCCAUCGUCUUCAGUGAUCUGCCGGGCAAUCCACUUAUUAAAGCAUGGCCAACGGCCAACCAAGCCGCGAGGACUAGGUGGACGCAGCAAAUUGCCGAGGCCUAUCACGAACUAUCCAAGUGGCGUGGCGAUCGCAUCUGCGCCGUUGAUGGCGGCAACCUGCAAUGUUUUUGGCUCAGUUCAACUACUCCAUCUGUCCCAGGCUCGUACAACCCAGAAGUGCUUCGAGCGAACUGCGAGGAGAUGGGACUCGACUGCUCUGAACUAGUCUUCGCCCACAACUACAUGAUGCCACUCUCCUUUACGGUUGAUGAAGUCCAAGGGUUAGUGGGUAUUUGCAGGUGGGAGAUGGCCGGUUUCCUCCCCAGGGACUGGAUCCGUACAAUGACACGAGCGAACUCGUUUACCCAGUCUUGGCAGGCGGUCAAGUCUUCGUGGUCUGAAUCAGACAUCGACGAUUUCGGAGACAAGAUUGAGAGUGCCCUGAAGGAUAAGGGCUUCAAAGAGUUUUGGUUGAACGAAUGUAGAUGGAGGGGGGAGAAAAAUCGGAGGCAGAAGCAGGAGGAAGCCAAUCGUCUUCAACCUCCAACUGUUUAG